Molecule: messenger RNA, 319 nt
Organism: Meloidogyne enterolobii
Lineage: Eukaryota; Metazoa; Nematoda; Chromadorea; Rhabditida; Meloidogynidae
Source: the annotation of a GenBank genome assembly
AAUGGAAAACAACAAAAAUGCAAAAACAAAUAGUGUUCUGAAAGUACGUGGUAUCACUUUAACAGCAGAUGUCUGUAAAAUUUUGCACUUUGACACUUUCAAGGAAAGCGUACUUAAAUAUGCAAAGGGGGGAAACGAAGAUGAGGAAGAGUAUGAAUUGGAUAGAGGAGAAAUUAUGAUUGAAAAUCUAAAUUUUAUACGGCGGAAUGUGAAAGAUGGUAUAGUUUACUCAACUAAGAUGAGAAAAAUAUAUAGACCAAUGAUACAAAAGGGGAUAAUUUCAAAAAAGCUCAAAAUUGUAAAUUUUGGACAAAAAUAA